Messenger RNA from Dryobates pubescens (Downy woodpecker), 2198 nucleotides. RefSeq names its product phosphatidylinositol glycan anchor biosynthesis class L (gene PIGL). The transcript has 8 exons. Lineage: Eukaryota; Metazoa; Chordata; Aves; Piciformes; Picidae. The record is from RefSeq and is a predicted model, not a curated record. Gene Ontology annotation, molecular function: N-acetylglucosaminylphosphatidylinositol deacetylase activity. Gene Ontology annotation, cellular component: endoplasmic reticulum. The coding region runs from base 1 to 1494 and encodes 497 amino acids. Gene Ontology annotation, biological process: GPI anchor biosynthetic process.
AUGAGGCGAGUGCGGGGCGCGGCGGCACUGAGGCGAGGGGUCCCGUCACCGCUGGCAGCCGCUGCCGGUGGGCCUGGCCCGGCCCUUCUCCCGGUCAUUCUACUGAAAGGAGAGGAACGGGAGAGCCGCGGCGCCUUCCUCUACCCCGCCACAAUACGGGCGAACCGAUGUAAAUUUAUAAUAACUGAUAACGGGCCGGCAGGGGGGCGCGGGGGGCACCGGCGGACGCAGCGGGACACGGCCAUGCGGGCGGCUCGGAGCCGGGGGGCGGGAAGCCGUCCCAAGUGCGGAACAUCGCCCAGAGGGUGCCCGGCCCCCGCCGUGCCCUUCCCGCCCCCCGCAGGCUGCGGCACCUCCGCUGGAGCCCGUCAGAUUCCCGCGCUGUCAGUGACGUCGUGGCUCUGCCUCUGGCGACGAAUGACUUCCGAAAAAUGCAAUCGCUCCCUGCCUGAGACCCUGCCAGGCCUGGCGAGGGCAGCGCGGCGGGAUGCCACCCGGUAUGCCCCUCCUCCUGGGCAGCCCUGGAGCAGCAGAGCCGCGGCACGUUUCCGCGACACCAGCCGAGUGGCCCCGCCCCGGGGCGGGGAAGAGAGGGAAGGGGUGGUAGUGGGGGAGGCCCUUUGGUGGCCCGGAACCUUGCUGGCGCGCUGCCGUUUCCUGCCGGAGCAGCGCGGCGCGCACGCGGCGCCGGUCGCUAUGGCAGCGGAGCCGUGGGCCUGGGGGCCGGCGGCGCUGGCGCUGCUGCUGGCGCUGCUGCUCGGAGGCUCGCGCUGCCUGCGGCGCCGUUACGCGUCGGACGGGGUUCGCGCCUCUCUGGGCGGAAGGGCAGUGGCGGCGGCCGCGCGGGCGGGUGGCGGCCGCGCCUUGCUGGUGACGGCGCACCCUGAUGACGAAGCGAUGUUCUUCGCCCCCACGGUGCUUGGCUUGCGCAGGGCUGGCGUUCCCGCGGCUCUGCUGUGCUGCUCCUCAGGAAAUUACUACAAUCAAGGCGAGGUUCGUAAGAAGGAACUGGAGCAGAGUUGUUCUGUUCUGGGGAUUCCUGCUUCUGCUGUCACAGUCAUCGACCACCGGGAGCUUCCAGAUGAUCCUGCUGUUGAAUGGGACACGCAGCUCCUCGCCACCUUUGUGCUGAAGCAUAUAGAAGCCAAUAACAUCAACCUGGUGGUAACCUUUGAUGCAGGAGGAGUGAGCGGUCAUGCUAACCACGUUUCUCUUUACACUGCUUUAAGGUACCUGCACUCCGAGAGGAAGUUACCUGAAGGGUGCCACGUGUUUGUGCUUCAAUCGGUAAAUCUCUUCCGGAAGUACCUCUCCAUCCUGGAUGUGCCCAUUUCCUACCUCCUGCCUGGAGAUGCCCUCUUCAUACUCACAGAGGAGGAGACAGAACAAGCCAAGAGAGCCAUGUGGUGUCAUGGCAGCCAGCUCCUCUGGUUCCGCCACAUCUAUCUGCUUUUCUCACGUUACAUGGUCAUCAAUUCACUCCAACUUCUGUGAAAGAGAUGCCACUCACAACUUCAAGAGUAAAAGAACAAGCAGAAAAAGACUGCCAUGCCCAGGACUAAAGAAAACACACCUGCUAUGUGUUUAAGAGGACAGGAUUCUCUUGGUGUGCCAUUCUUUCAGACCACAAAACCCAGGCUGCAUGAACUUCCUUCCGAGUAUCUUGCUGCCUGAUGCAAUGAGAUGAGCAGGGAGCUGUUCUGUUGUCUCAACAGGGUAAGAAAUCUAAAUAAACCUGACAAGGAGGCAAAUGCAGGAAUAUUCUGCAUUAGAGAAUGCCACAAACUGGUUUUCCCCAGGAGGAUACAGCUGUGAGGAGUGCUUGGCAACUAUCUCUUGGUGCUUUUGUAAGAUCCAGGUAUCAGGAAUAACUUUUCAAAGAUCAUGCUCUCUCCUCAGAUAAAACCAGAACCACAAGACCUGUCUUAGUCAGAACUUUAAAAAGCCAAAGCUUAUGAAUAAAACAUCACACAAAUUUCUCUGACUGCACAGAUCUUUGCUGCUGCUUCUUUCAUGCAUGUCAUGUUGCAGGCUCCACCUUUGUAGAGCAUCCCUUAUGAAACAUGAGCAUUUCUUCCUGCUUCAGAAUGUGGGGCUCCAGAUCAACUCACAAGUGCCUCCACAGAACAUAAGAAUGAGCUGCAAGAGACCCAGACUGUCACUAGAUCUUUUAUAGAACACGUGGAGAUAAAAAUUGC